AUGAUUACCGGUAAAGGAAGACAAAAGAUCAGGCCUCCACGGAGGCCCCUCAUAGGUAGUGGCGAUGGCGAGUUCGAUGCGAUGUGGGCUAUCUUGCGGGAAGCUCUAAAAGAAAUCCACGAAAAGAACGCCUCCAAACUCUCCUUCGAGCAGCUCUACCGCGCCUCCUACAAGAUUGUCCUGAAGAAACAAGGCGACAAGUUGUACGACAAGGUCAAGGAAUUCGAGGAGCAGUGGUUCGGCCAAGAGGUCAUGACUGCUAUCGGCAGCCUUAUUACGCCAAACUUGGUUAAAAUCACACUUGGUGUCGUGGCGGGAACAACUGCGAACGAGAGACGCCUUCUCGGAGAGAUUUUCCUUACAGGUCUGAGGUCGAGCUGGCAGGAUCAUAUUACGGUUAUGAAUAUGACGACGGAUGUCCUGAUGUACAUGGACCGUGUCUAUUGCGCCGACAACCGGAAGGCAUCGAUAUUUACUACGUCAAUGGGGCUUUUCCGCGAGCACAUUCUACGGUCUACUUUUGGCAAGGCGACAGAGAACUCGGGUCUUACUACUUUCGAUAUUCUAAACUCUGUGAUUUUGGACCAGAUUGGAAUGGAGCGCGAGGGAGAUGUCAUCAACAGAAACCUCAUUCGAUCUAACAUAUACAUGCUUGAGGGUCUAUAUGAAUCGGAUGACGAAACCGAGAAUGAGAAGCUCUAUCUCACAGUUUUUGAGAUUGAGUUCCUCAAGGCAAGCAGGAAUUUCUACCAGAAGGAAUGCCAAACACUACUGCGAGAAUCAGAUGCCAGCUCUUGGCUACGGCAAACUAAGAAGCGAUUACUGGAAGAAGAAGACCGGUGCCAGACAACAAUUUCGAAUUUGACCGCGCCGAAGAUUGCGAAAGUGGUGGAGGAAGAGAUGGUCAGCAGCCAUUUGACGGAAUUCCUUGCUAUGGAAGGAAGUGGGAUUACAGCCAUGAUUGAAAAUGAUCGUUACGAAGAUCUCACCCUGCUCUAUCAACUAAUAUCCCGCGUCGACCCUACGAAGGAGCCUUUGAAGAUUGCUUUGCAGGCUCGUGUUUUGGAGUUGGGUGGGGACAUCAAUAAAAACAUUUCUAAUACCGACUUAUUGACCGUUCCCGCGGCGGAAGAAGGCGAGGCCGCGGAAGGUGAAAAGUCAAAGGCGCCAAAGCAAACCCAGCAAGGAAAGCAAACUACGGCGGCUAUCAAGUGGGUAGAUGAGGUCCUGCAACUCAAGGACAAGUUCGACACUAUGUGGAUGAACUGCUUGGACGAGGAUCUGAUCUUACAAACGGCGCUGACCAGGAGUUUCUCGGAUUUCAUUAACCUUUUCCAACGGUGCUCGGAAUAUGUCUCGCUGUUUAUUGACGACAAUCUCAAGCGCGGUAUCAAGGGCAAGACGGAAGCCGAAGUUGAUGUUGUUCUUGAUAAAGCCACUACACUUAUUCGAUACAUCCAAGACAAGGAUAUGUUCGAGCGAUACUACAAGAAGCAUCUUGCCCGGCGAUUACUACACGGCAAGUCUGAGAGUGCGGAUGUCGAGAAGCAAAUGAUUACCCGAAUGAAGCAGGAAAUCGGCAAUGCUUUCACGACAAAACUAGAAGGCAUGUUCAAGGACAUGUCGAUGUCUGAGGAGCUCACUUCCGGCUACCGGUCCCACAUUCGUAAUCUUGGCGAUAUGGAUAGGAAAGUCGUUGAUUUAUCCAUCAACGUGCUUACCACGAAUCAUUGGCCGAUGGAGUCGAUGGGUGGUGCCAAUGCGAGAGAGGAGGGCGGACGACACAAUUGUACUUGGCCUUCGGAAAUCAAUACUCUGCAAGAGUCAUUCAAGGCUUUUUACCUCAAGGAGAGAAAUGGCAGGAUGUUGACUUGGCUGGGCUUUCUCGGUAACGCAGACAUUCGCUGCGUAUUCCCAAAGAUUCCCGGAAAAGAAGGCGUUCUUGGCCGCGAAAGAAGACACGAAAUCAGUGUUCCUACAUACGGCAUGAUCAUCCUACUUCUUUUCAACGACCUAGCAAAAGGCGAGUCUCUUUCAUUUGAGGAGAUCCAGGAGCGCACCAAUAUCCCAACUCAAGAUCUGUCGCGACAACUUCACUCUCUUGCUGUUCACCCCAAAUGUAAAGUCUUAACCAAAGACCCCGCGAGUAAGGACUCACCAAAGGCGGGCGACAAGUUCUCUUUCAACGAGAAGUUCACCAGCAAAGCAGUUAAAAUCAAAGCUCCUGUGAUAUCUGGUUCCAUCAACAAGGUAGAAGGGGAAGAGGAGCGCAAGGACACCGAGGAGAGAAAUGAUGAACAUCGUGGCAAUGUUAUUGAUACUGUUAUUGUCCGCAUUAUGAAAGCACGCAAAGAACUCACCCACCAACUCCUCUUCUCGGAAGUCAUCACCCAGCUUUCACAACGCUUCAAGCCUGACCUCGGUAUGAUGAAGCGCCGUACCGAGUCGCUCAUCGAGCGAGAGUAUCUCGAGCGUGUUGAGGAGGCCAGUGCGCCUACCUACCGCUACCUUGCCUGA
Lachnellula hyalina is the source of this 2517-nucleotide messenger RNA. It is a transcript of the gene cul3b, whose product is annotated as Cullin-3-B. The coding region runs from base 1 to 2517 and encodes 838 amino acids. Gene Ontology annotation, biological process: ubiquitin-dependent protein catabolic process; protein ubiquitination. Gene Ontology annotation, cellular component: Cul3-RING ubiquitin ligase complex. The transcript is spliced from 3 exons. The record is from RefSeq and is a predicted model, not a curated record. NCBI's taxonomy places the organism in Eukaryota, Fungi, Ascomycota, Leotiomycetes, Helotiales, Lachnaceae. Gene Ontology annotation, molecular function: ubiquitin protein ligase binding.